Molecule: messenger RNA, 1548 nt
Organism: Drosophila yakuba
Lineage: Eukaryota; Metazoa; Arthropoda; Insecta; Diptera; Drosophilidae
Exons: 5
Coding region: 283-1410 (375 amino acids)
Biological process (GO): phospholipid metabolic process; arachidonate secretion
Source: RefSeq, a predicted model, not a curated record
UAGUUGCUGACUUUGCGCGGCAGCGAGCGGUUUGCACUGCGAUUGCCGAGCAGCUUGUUUUACUUUAUAUCGCUAUUUAUUUAAAAGUGCCACUGCGGUUGCGCAUGCGCCUCUUCCAAAAUCGGUGGCAAGAAAUAGGCCUUCAAUUGAUUUUUUAUAUUUUUUACCAUUGGUUGGACACGGUGCCGGUUGUUUUUUUGGGUAGCGGCUCAGUCCAGCCGGCGAUGCCUUAGUGGCAGCUCCUCCAGAUCGAAAGAAGGAAACCACACGCGCCACACCAAGAUGCCCUAUAACCUCUGGCUGCGACGGCGCCUCCAGCUGCUCGCAUCGCUGCUAUUCUGCGGCCUCCUGGGCUAUUUGACCUCGGAGGCGGUGGCCAAGCCCACGUUGUCCUUCAGUUUGCCGCAGGGCCUCCAAGGAUUCCCCUCGUUCCAGUCCUUCACCCAGCAAAUCAUCGAGCAGCGCAGCGCGCGUCAAAUGAAGACGUAUAGUGGAAAGCGGGUGAGCAACGACUCCCUCAUCAUGAUAUACUAUCACGAUCUGACCAUAGCCGUAACGGAGCUGGGUCCCCAGAAGUUGUUACUCGGCUGCGAGCUGAUCGAGAUCUACAACGACAAGGAGGGCAAGAUGCUGCUGGAGGGCCUGUCGCACUACAAUCGCCCGCUGGAAAUCAAGUUCGACGAGAUGCUGAAGCUGAUGGAUCAGUGCGAGCACGUGGAUAAGCUGACCUACGCCUCCCGUCACAAAUCCCAGCUGGAGGGCGGCGAACGCAGCAGCGGUGGAGGCGGCGAUUCAGCGGCAACAGGUGGUGCCAACGAUGGAGUGGCCCUCAAGCUGGCCACCAAUAUCUUUCCGCGCAGCCCGUUCUCCUUGUUGAGUGGCAUCAUACCAGGUGAGGUGGUCACAUUUCAAUAUGUCAACAAGUUUCACUUAUAUGAUGAUUAUUAUGAUCCUCUUCACAGGCACAAAGUGGUGCGGCACUGGCGACAUCGCAGAUACGUACAGCGAUCUGGGCAGCGAAAUGGCCAUGGAUCGAUGCUGUCGCCAACACGAUCUCUGUCCCAUCAAGAUCCGUGCUUACCAGAACAAAUACGAACUGAUGAACGAUUCGCUGUACACAAAAUCCCAUUGCAUCUGCGACGAUAUGCUGUUCUCCUGCCUGAAGAUGACCAAUACCUCGGCCUCGCAGCUGAUGGGCUCCAUCUACUUCAAUCUGGUGCAGGUGCCCUGUCUGGACGGGCGGAGCCAGCAGUACAAGUUCCGGGCGGCCAAGGAGGGAUUCUGAUGCAGGGUAGCCGCAAGUCGGGGAUUUCGUGGCUCAGUUCAUUGUACAGGAGGUGUGAGGAGGUCUUAGAAAGUGAGAGAGAGAGAGUUGGGAAGUCGCUCUAUUUAUUGUUUUACAAACGAUGACGCCCGCUUUUUAUUUUGUCGAAUAUUCUGUUGGGUUUACAGUUAGCGUUAACGUUAUCUAGGAUAAGUAUAAAGUAGAAUUGCAAUCUUUGUUAUACAAAUACGAAUAUAAAUAUAUAUAUAGAUGUGUAUCUUUAA